This is a messenger RNA of Branchiostoma belcheri (Belcher's lancelet), 1434 nucleotides long. Its product is annotated as lipid droplet-associated hydrolase-like. Gene Ontology annotation, molecular function: lipase activity. The transcript is spliced from 5 exons. Gene Ontology annotation, biological process: lipid storage. The coding region runs from base 51 to 1130 and encodes 359 amino acids. NCBI's taxonomy places the organism in Eukaryota, Metazoa, Chordata, Leptocardii, Amphioxiformes, Branchiostomatidae. The record is from RefSeq and is a predicted model, not a curated record. Gene Ontology annotation, cellular component: lipid droplet.
AUGAAAGGUCACACCCACCUUUGGUCGAUGACCCGACCCCGCCUGUUCACAUGCUGUCAGUGUUCAGGCAGUCUUUCGGCCGAUUUCGAAUUGCCUCACGAAUUUCCUCCUCUCAGCAUCAAGCAUUUCGUGCCGAGUACACUCAGGGAAGAGCGACAAGGAUGACCCGAACGCUGGUGCCUGAGAUCCGGUCCGAGUUCCCGUGCGUGGACGGAACGCCGACCCACGUCCUGAAAUGUGGAGACUUUCCAGCUGAUCCAGACCAGGGCAAGAAAAUGUUGUACCUCAUCAUUCCAGGAAACCCAGGAGUCGUUGGUUAUUAUGACAAGUUCAUGAGAGAGCUGUACAGAGCUCAUGGAGGUCACAUUCCUGUGUGGGGCGUGGCACAUGCUGGUCAUGUCAUCCUCCCAGAUGAUGUCAGAAAGGGAAACUCAGAUGCAUCAAAAGGAACUUUCAGUUUGCAAGACCAAAUCAAUCACAAAAUCUCCUUCAUCAAGAACCAUGUCCCAGCUGACACUCAACUCAUCCUGAUUGGUCACUCCAUUGGCUGUUACAUAAUCCUGGAGAUUCUGAGGCGCUGCCCUGAGGUGAAUGUCCUGAAGGGCAUUCAACUUUUGCCCACUGUGGAGCACAUGAAGGAGACGCCCAAUGGUAGUAGGAUGUUGCCUUUCGUCUUGUACUUCCGAUGGCUGGCCUGCUUUGUAGCCUUCAUGCUGUCCUUUCUCCCAGAAGUCAUGAAACUUUGGCUGCUCAAGUUGUACUUCCUGGGAAAGAAACUUGACCCAGGAGCGGUUGAAGCCAGCCUGAACUUAUUUGACCCCAGCGUGACAAAUAAUAGCCUCUUUAUGGCAUCACAGGAAAUAAUUCAGGUGCGUGAACCAGACCUGCACUGCAUCAGUCAGCACCUGGACAGACUUAUCUUCUAUUAUGGUGUGAAUGACGGCUGGGCACCUGUCAGCUUCUACCAGAGAAUGAAGAACACCUUCCCACAGGGAGAUGUCCACUUAUGUGAACGAGGGAUUCAGCAUGCGUUUGUUCUUGAGCAGAGUGCAGAAAUGGCAGGGAUGGUGGCAGAGUGGAUAGAACAAGCCACAGCUGCAGAGGGUGGGAGAACACUGCAAACUGGCUGAUGGUACAAAUACCAUGAACGAAUAAAUUUGUCAUAAUUAUGACUUACAUUGUUUUAUAAAGGAAAGACUUUAAUUUUUAUAAAUCAGAUGUUGUUUUUUAAAUUCUAAAUUAUUCAGCUGAGUCUUUAUUGUUGUGCAAUUUUAUCAUCUAAUGGUAGACUGUUGUGUGUUCAGUUUUCAUCCACAGUUCAUUCUUACUAAUAUGAUAAUCUUGUAUGUAAAUUAUCCUAACUAAUAUACAUUUUAUUGGUAAAAUUACAAUGACUUGAUUUGGUAAUAUAUUUAUAUAUAUUUAGAUGUGAAC